Acaulospora morrowiae is the source of this 321-nucleotide messenger RNA. NCBI's taxonomy places the organism in Eukaryota, Fungi, Glomeromycota, Glomeromycetes, Diversisporales, Acaulosporaceae. The record is from the annotation of a GenBank genome assembly.
AUGGGCGUGAUGCUUAACAUUUUUGUCACGCCAAAGGAAAUUCAGUCCCGGGUGGACCAAGCUAGUCAAAUAAAGAAAAGAACAACGCACUCUAUGUCAAAAAUUCUUGGUGUUACUGAAACCAAGGUUACACGCGGAGACGGAUUUAUAUUGCUGCUAAGAUCUCCCUCAUCGUGUAACCUAUGGUUGUUGAUAUUACAUUAUUUUCGAUCACAUCUUAUCUCUUCUUAUCUGAUGAACAGCCAUGUCACAGGAAUAACUGCCAAUUUUCCGUUAAUCGAGACCAAUUCCAAAAGACUUCUAUACGAGAAUCAAGGUUAA